Messenger RNA from Carica papaya (papaya), 779 nucleotides. RefSeq names its product dirigent protein 18-like. Lineage: Eukaryota; Viridiplantae; Streptophyta; Magnoliopsida; Brassicales; Caricaceae. The record is from RefSeq and is a predicted model, not a curated record.
AUGUGCAACAAAUCAUUAUCAUAUACUUUCUCAGUGCUAGCUGCAGUUGGGCUCUUUGCAACAUUUGUUGCUGCAGGAGGAGAAGAACCUGUUCUUGAAUUUUACAUGCAUGACAUACUUGGAGGCAACAGCCCCACAGCAAGGCCAAUCACUGGCCUGCUGGGAAACAUCUAUAAUGGUCAAGUACCCUUUGCUAAGCAGAUAGGCUUCCUCCCUCCCAAAGGUGGCGUGGCAAUUCCAAAUGCCAACGGUGCCAUUCCAACAGUCAACGGUAUCAAUGGCGUCCCUCUGGGAACAGGCUUGGCUGGUUCAACUUUUGCAGGCAAUCCUAAUAAUGUUCAGACCCAACUAGGACCGGAUGGUCUUGGCCUAGGUUUUGGGACUAUAACUGUCAUUGAUGACAUAUUGACAGCCAGUCCUGACUUGGGGUCACAACAACUGGGGAAAGCUCAGGGAGUGUAUGUAGCAAGCUCUGCAGAUGGUACUACACAGAUGAUGGCAUUUACAAUCAUGAUGGAAGGAGGAGAAUACAACGACAACCUCAAUCUCUACGGAGUUUACAAGAUUGGAAGCGCAAUGUCACAUUUGUCGGUGACUGGUGGGACCGGCAAGUUUAAGAAUGCUUAUGGGUUUGCUGAGAUUCGUCCCUUAAUCCCACCUGGUCAACAUGUCACUGAUGGUGCAGAAACAUUGUUAAGGAUCACUGUCCAUCUAAAAUACUGAGAACGUACGGCUAAGAAUUAUCUCACUUGUUUGUGUGUGAUGAAUUUGGUGAUGUA